ACAACACUGUGUUGUGCAGGAACAGACACGACAGAGCUGAAAACCGCCAGCGGAACAAAUGAAAACGAAAACUACCCUUUCAUUUGGAUUAAUUUACCGGAGAUACACUCAGCCGAAGAGGGGAGCUAUUUAGGCGACAUUGGAGCGACUGACGAGGACUGGGGACAUCAGUGUAUGAUAACACCGCCGAAUGGUUUCUGCUGCCCCGCCGCUAAGGUUGCAGGCUAAGAGAAGCAGCUGAUAAUGCCUGGCAUCUCCUCCGGAUCCACACCCACUUCCGGCCUUUAGAGGAAGCGGCUGUGCCAGCAUGUCCUCUCAUCCUCAGUCUGUACCCCCGGGCCGGAGGACUGUGGAUACCCGGCACCUGCCAAACCCCGUCACUCUACCACUGCAGCUGCAACGGGCACACACGGAAGUGGGACUGAUUGACUACCACUCUCAUCAUGCUAGAGACUACAGCUCUCACCUGGCACAACCCCAUCGCCGUCGGCCGUCCUUGCUUUCAGAGUUUCAGCCUGGAAAUGAGAGAGGACAAGAGCAGCAUAUCCGCUAUGAACACCUCUACCUGCCAGAGCACAGCGGGCAAUCAGAGGUGGAGUACACGGAGAUCAAAAGGCCUCGUUUAGACAUGGUACCAGAGUCUUUGAUGAGGCCUUCAUCCCACCGGCUGCCAUUGCCUCUGGGAGGGGCUGAGGAUAUGGCAAAGGAGCGUGGAAGUGCCAUGGGAAAGCUGGAGCCAAUCUCCCCCGUGAGCCCGGUCCAUAUGGACCCUGACUUGGAUCUGGUGCCGGCUCGCUUCUCAAAGGAGGAGCUGAUUCAGAACAUGGACCGCGUGGACCGGGAGAUCACCAUGGUGGAGCAGCAGAUCUGCAAGCUUCGCAAGAAACAGCAACAGCUGGAGGAGGAGGCUGCAAAGCCCCAUGAGCCGGAGCGGCCCAUCUCACCUCCACCCAGUGAGGCCAAGCACCGCAGCCUGGUGCAGAUCAUCUACGAUGAGAACAGGAAAAAGGCAGAAGAGGCUCACAGGGUACUGGAGGGACUGGGACCCAGGGUAGAACUGCCUCUGUACAAUCAGCCGUCUGACACCAAGCAGUACCAUGACAACAUCAAGAUAAACCAGGCGAUGAGGAAGAAGCUCAUCUUGUACUUCAAGAGGAGAAAUCAUGCUCGUAAGCAGUGGGAACAGAAAUUUUGCCAGCGCUAUGACCAGCUGAUGGAAGCCUGGGAGAAGAAGGUGGAGCGCAUCGAAAACAACCCGCGGCGCCGGGCCAAGGAGAGCAAGGUGCGGGAGUACUACGAGAAACAGUUCCCAGAGAUCCGCAAGCAAAGAGAGAUGCAGGAGCGCAUGCAGAGCUCAAAACCUCUGUGUAUGGGUAGAGUAAAAGGCGGAUCUAUUCUGGAACACAACCGUGUUGGGCAGCGAGGAGGUGGGCUGACCUCGUCUGCAGCUCGCAGUGAACAUGAGGUCUCUGAGAUCAUAGAUGGAAUAUCAGAGCACGAGAACACAGAGAAGCAAAUGCGACAGCUGGCGGUUAUUCCUCCCAUGCUGUUUGACGCUGAGCAGCAACGCAUCAAGUUCAUUAACAUGAACGGACUGAUGGACGACCCCAUGAAGGUGUACAAGGACCGGCAGGUGAUGAACAUGUGGAGCGAGCAGGAGAAGGACACUUUCAGAGAGAAGUUCAUCCAGCACCCCAAAAACUUUGGUCUGAUUGCGUCCUUCCUGGAGAGAAAGACUGUGGCUGAGUGUGUGCUCUUUUACUACCUGACCAAAAAGAAUGAAAACUACAAGAACAUAGUGCGGAGGAACUACAGACGCAGAGGAAGAAGCCAGCACGGCCAGCAGCAGCAACAACAGCAACAAGUGCACCGGAGCAGCCAGGACGACAAGGAGAAGGAGGAGAAAGAGAAGGAGGGAGAGAGGGAUGAGGAGAAAAAUGAAGCCGAAGACAAAGAGGAUGGAAUGAAGGAUGACACCUCUGGUGAAGAUGCAGAGGACAAAGAGCCCACUGUGGCUUUCAAGGGUCGACGCACAGCCAACAGCCAGGGGCGCCGUAAGGGCCGCAUCACCCGCUCCAUGACCAGUGAAGUAGAGGAGACCACUACACCGCCACUCAACAAUGAGCUCGCCAAUCUGGAGAUGAAUGAGAGCUCUCGCUGGACUGAAGAAGAGAUGGAAACUGCCAAAAAAGGCCUUCUCCAGUAUGGUAGGAAUUGGUCCGCCAUCGCCAAGAUGGUGGGAUCCAAAACUGUGUCGCAGUGCAAGAACUUCUACUUCAACUACAAGAAGAGGCAGAAACUGGAUGAGAUUCUGCAGCAGCAUAAAAUGAAAUCGGAGAAGGAGCGAAAGGCCCGGCGUAGGGGCAAAUCCUCACAGAAUGAGGAGACCAGUGCUACGUAUGCAGCAGAGGAGGAGGAAAUGGAGGGUUCAGGAGCAAGUGGCAAUGAAGACGAGGCCCCUGAAGAUGGAGAAGGUGGAGCCAACAACAGCUCUGACACUGAGAGCCUGCCCUCGCCACACUCAUCAGAGGACAGCAAGGCUAAGGAGGAAGGCUCGAGCCGGUCAAAGGCUAGCUCCAACAGCGGGGACAAAGAGGCUAGUGGGUCCGACAUGGGCCAGGCAGGGGACGAGAGACCUCCUGUAAAGGAAGAUGCAGACUUAGCAAUCAAGCAGGAGAUAAAGACUGAGACAGGGGAGCCCAACAAAGAGCCGUCAACAGCACCCAGCGAUGCCACAGAUAAAAAACCUCCUUUAGCAGAGACAGAGGAUGUCAAAACCUCUACCAAGAGCUCCAAGAAGGAGCAUGGGGCCAAAAAAGACUCCCAUGGGGACAGCGACUCUAGUGCCACUUGCAGUGCCGAUGAAGUGGAGGAAACAGAAAGCACAGAGAAGAACAGGAUGACUUCACCUAGGCCAAGCCUGCUGAACUACACUCACGAUGGGGUCAUAUCCUCGCCGCUGCAGAAGCCCCUGGACCUGAAACAGCUAAAGCAGAGGGCUGCUGCCAUACCACCUAUUAUGCCAGAAGCCUCAAUGCAUGCUGGUCAGCGAGGCGGGGGCGGUAAGGCAGUACUGCCCCCCCACGCACUGGCACUGUACCAGCAGCAGAUCACCAUGGCUCAUGGGGAGUCCUCUCAGGAGGUCAAACAGCAACAGCAGCAGCAGCAGCAGCAACAACUCUCAGGCCAGCCAGGCAAACCGCAGCCUUACAGCUCACAGGGAGAGAGGGAGAGGGAAGCUCUUCACAGCAGCAGCCCUCGUGUUUGUUCACGCAGCCCCUCCGCCAGCGACAAGGAUGAGCUGGAAGGCAACGAGAGGUGGUUACUGAUCCUCCUGCAGGGAUUAAAAAAGUCCCGGGAUUUCUCUCCACACGGUGAAGCCAAGAAGCAGGCGCUGGGCCCUGAUGACCUGAGGACCUCCAACCUGGGUCGGCAAGUUCUCUCUCCGUACCCCAUGUCCCCACGAGACAUGGCCAAAAUCAGUCACGACCAGCACCUGCUCCACUUCAAUUCUUUCCAGCAAGCAGGCCACCCUUCACUGUCCAACCUGCCCCAGGACAGUGGUAGGUUAGCAGCAGUGAGGCCCCUCACCAUGCCAGAUCCACCACCACUCAUCUCCUCCUCCAAGCCAGGAGGCUCCAUCACACAGGGCACCCCGGUGCAGUUGCACAGCCCAGCUCAUGGGAUGGACCAUGGGAAGAUUCCUCCCACACAGAUGGGUCUGUCUUGGAUGGACCAAAGGAAAGUGGCAGGACCGUACCCCGUGGUGAAGCAGGAACAGUUGUCCCCUUGCAGCUCUUCCUCCCAACCCGACAACCUGUCCACCCAGGGGCCGUCUCAUGAUAGUGCUGCUGGACGUGCAUCUAUUCCAGCCGUCCAGGGGGGGAGUAUCACUAAGGGCAUCCCAGGGACCAGAAUGCACCCAGAUUCCUCAAUCUCCUACAGAGGGGGCUCCAUUACUCAGGGGACGCCGGCUGAUGUGCUGUAUAAGGGAACCAUAACCCGUCUGAUCACAGAGGACAGCGCCAGUCGAGCUGAGAGGGAGCGGGAUGAGGCUCUGUCUAAGGGCCAUGUGGUUUACGAGGGCAUCAGUGGACACAUUCUCACAUAUGACCGCUCAGCUUCCCAGACCCCCAAAGAUGAGGGCCGGGGCUCCGGGCAGCCUGGGGAAAUUCUUGGCCUGAAGCGUCCUUAUGACGUCAUGGAGGGAGGCAUCUCUCGGGGACAGCCUUUGAGGGAUUCACUGUCUGCACCGAACUGUGAGGGUCUGAUCGGUCGAGCCAUGCCUCAUGAUAGGGACAGUCCGCACCACGCACCUUACAAGGAUGCUCAUCACAUCCGUGGUUCCAUAUCACAAGGUAUACCUCGUCAUCUGGACCCUCAGGAUGGUUACCUGAGGAGGGAGGCUAAGCAGAUGAAGAGAGAAGGUUCCCCCCUCCGUGGCCCUGGUUCACUCUCAGACCCGAUGAAGGGCAGAGAGGGCAUGGUGCCCACAGUGAAGGAGGGCGGGCGCUCCAUCCACCUCAUUCCCAGAGAGGAGCUCAGACAGCCUGGAAAAGAGGGAACACCCAUGAAGCAGGAGGCAGCUGGUUCAGGGAAACGCCAUGACGUUCGCUCCAUCAUCGCCAGCUCACCACGUUCCUAUCAUACCAACCCCUCCCCCCUGGAGAUGCGUACUGAGAGAGGGCGCUAUGAAGAGGCACCUAAAGGGAGGCCCAGUGCUGUUGUUAGUACUGCUAGCCCUAUCGCCCGCUCCUCUCCACUCACACUGGGGUCAGAUCAGGGAGGCAAAGCCCAUCAUAGUCCAGUUGGCUAUGAUGACAAAGGUGGCCUUAGGACCCCUUACCCUGGGCCCUCACAUAGAGGCUCCCCCCUCUCCAGGGAGGCAAGCCAAAGGCAGCAUGAUGGUUCAAGUAAGAAUCCAUCUCAAGAGCGCAAAGCUACGCCAUCCCCGAGGGAAAUGACUGCUACCAAAUCACCACUACAGGGUGUUACCGAUCAGCAGACCUACGAGCGUCUGCUGCAGGGCCUCGGAGCAGCAGAUGUGUACCGUCAAAUCCCCUUGGCCUUCGAUCCUUCAUCUUUGCCCCGCGGCAUCCCCAUUGACCCAGCUGCCUACUACUUGCCACGCCACCUAGCCCCCAACCCAGCAUACCCUCAUCCCUACCCCUACCUCAUCCGUGGUUUUCCCGACACAGCGGCCCUGGAAAACCGCCAGACACUGCUCAACGACUACAUCACCUCCCAGCAGAUGCACCAGUGGCCUGCAGCGGCUGCCAUGGCCGCCCAGCGCUCAGACUUGCUGAGGGGUCUUACUCCUCGAGACCAGCAACUUCCUAUGCCCUACUCAGCAGCCCCACGUGUCCCUUCUUUCUGUUCUCUAGGGAUCAUCGAUCUUUCUCAGGUGCCACACUUACCUGUCCUGGUCCCUCCCUCUGCAGGGGCAGCCGGCUCCCCCAUGGACCGCAUCACCUACAUCCCCGGGGGAAGCGCAACCUUCCCUGGCAGGCCAUACACCACCUCCCCCAUCUCACCAGUUGGGUCCUCACACAUGAACAAGAUGCCGGGCGCGUCCUCAUCUUCAGAGCGCGAGCGUGAGCGAGAUCGUGAGAGGGACAGGGAACGUGAACGAGAACGGGAGAGAGAGAGGGAGCGUGAGCGGGACCGUGAGAGAGAUCGAGGAAGAGAGCGAGAGAGAGAGCGGGAGAGGGAACGGGACCGCGACAGAGAGAGAGACAGAGACAGAGAGCGUGACAGAGAGAAGGGCGGGUCUAUUGGAAAUGUGGAGCAUGCCCCCAUCUGGAGACCAGGUACAGAGCACAGCUUGGCAAGCAGUAGUAGCAGUAGUGUGAGACCUUCCUCCCAGCCGUACAGCCACCAGCACUCCCCAGUGUCCCCGCGCACCCAGGAGAACGUGCAGCAGAGGCCAAGCGUCCUGCACAACACCGGGGGCAAGAGUCUCUCUGUCAGCGAGCACUCCAGCUCUUCUGUGUUUCGGUCCAUGUCCUCUGGGCCGGGCCGCUACCAAGUUUACCCCGGCCACCUCCAAAGGACCGGUGUGCCUCCUGAGGCCUACCCACCUGCCAUGGACUCAAGUGUAGCCAAAGAGCAGAGUCGGGAUGGAGGAAAAAACAGGGGAGGUCUACCCAAGCAUGUACAGGACCAGCACGGGCCCUCAAGCAAAUCUGACCCCAAGCUGUCCAGCCCAAGUCCAGGAGGAAUGUACCCGGGUCCCUAUCCCACGGCUUCAGGCCGGCAACAACACCUCCUACCCCACCAGUUGGAUAACCCUUCUGGCCGUGGAGAAAGCGGUACUCCUAGUAGGGAAAAGACUCAAAACAAACCGAUGUCCAUUCAGGAACAAGAGCUCCGAGCACUCGGUAAGACCACCAUGACUGCGGCCAACUUCAUAAACGCGAUUAUUAUGCGUCAAAUUUCUUGUGAAACGGGGAUGCCAGAGACCGGUUCGCUUGUUGCCAGCAGCGCCACUGAUGCUCAGCAGAAGAUGGAGCCACAUGGUCUUUACGGUCCUCCGCCUGAGGACAGACUGUCUCCAGGCCAGCAGCCCCCAUCUCCCCAUGUGAAGGGCAGCCAGAGGGUGGUCACCCUGGCACAGCACAUCAGCGAGGUGAUAACUAAAGAUUACACCAGGCAGAGUCAGCAGCAGAGCUACCACGGCUCUCCUGUCCUGGACCUGACCCGUCCUCCCAGUGCCUCCCAGCCCCCUCCCACCUCACAGGAGUCCGCUCCAGGGCCCCGAUAUGUGGACAGCCUUGGUGGAGAACGAAUCAGAGAACGAUCUCCUCCUCAGCUCAAGUCAUCCCCGGUCUCAAAUGACGGAAUUGAACCCGUGUCUCCUGCCGGAGCAAACUCUGAGCCUGAAGUCCAGGGAGGGGCUUCCUACCCCAACGAGCAGGGGGAUCAGGGGAUGGGCUCCCGUUCCCCUCCCAACGCCUCGCAGCCUCCAGCUUUCUUCAGCAAGAUGACUGAGAACACGUCAGAAAUUGUCAGGUCAAAGAAACAAGAGAUGAGCAAGAAGAUGACUGUGAUGGGAAAUGAGGGGGAUUUCAAUGCAGGUCAGCCUGGGACAGAGAUCUUCAACAUGCCAGCAUCUACAACUGCAGGACCUGUGAGUGUACGCUGCCACCCGACCCCUGAGACCCCCGGAAACUCAAUCGGCCUUGAGGCCAUCAUAAGAAAAGCCUUAAUGGGCAAAUAUGAUGAACAGUCUGAAGAACGUCCGCCAUCCAACGCUGCCAACAUGAUGGGCUCCGGUGUGUCCUCAAAUAUGCCUGACGGACGCGGUGACGACUCUUUCUCACAAGGUGGGGGAAAGUCCUCAAAGGGCAACGGGCGCUCUAAUGGACGGAAGGCCAAAUCUCCAGGACCGGGCCUGUCGGGGGGGGAGAGACCGUCGUCUGUCUCCUCGGUCCACUCUGAGGGAGACUGCAACAGACGAACUCCUCUCACCAACCGUGUGUGGGAGGAUCGGCCUUCAUCCACCGGUUCAACUCCUACCCCAUUCCCGUGUAACCCGUUGAUAAUGCGUUUCCCCAGCGGCACAGUGUCCGCUCCCUCUCCUUCCUCUGGGCAGCAGGGUGGCCAGGGACCCGGGUUAGCACCUGGACAGGGCCGUUCCUGGGAGGAGGAACCAAAACCUCUGCUCAUGUCUCAGUAUGAGACCCUGUCUGACAGCGAGUGACCUGAAAAUCUGCCGUACCACAGGACCUGCUAACAGUCAACCCACUCAUUGCUGCUGCAGCAACACACACACACACAUACACACACACACACACACACACGCACACACCUACUGGCACCUGCAAACCUCCCUGCACCAUUCCACUCCUCUGAAUUUCCUCUGUCAGUCAUGAAGCAAGCAUCAUGUCAACAACACUGAGCUGUAACACUGCUGCUCCAUGUGUGAGUAUAUGUGUGUGUGCGUGUGUGCGUGCGUGUGUGUGUGUAUGUGUAUGCGUGUGUUAGCACUUGUGCAUUCACUCCAGAACUACUCUAAAGGACAAAUCACUUCUUUUUUUUUUAAACUUUACUACUUUUCCUCACUGGCCUUAACAAUAAAGACACAUGGACCUGCACUUUUUAGGUGUAGCGCUCUAAUGUGCUGACACUUUGCAAGUAGGGGACUCUGAGGUCCUGUUGUUGGUCUGAUCAUGAACCUGACGACGGCUCGAGUGACAGAUUUUGAGUACAGAUCGGACCAACACAGCGGUGGACCCUCUCAUGUUUCCUCACAGUGGACUCCCGGUGCAGGCGGCCUGCGCGCUGCUAACACUACAACAAUUCAUACAAGCGGACGAGAGGAGAAUCAACAUCCUGUUUUCCUUUCUUUUUUUUUUGGUUAUUUCUUUUAAAUUCAGUCCAGUCCUGUGUUUGGAAUGUGAGCUGAGACCUGUCGUACAUUUUGAUGGUGAACCUUUGAUGGUGUCAUUUGUUGUCUAUUAUCUGCAAUGAUGUAUCUUUUUUGGGGGGGAAUGGACGGGGGUCAGAGAUUGUUAUGCGGGAGGGUCAUAUCAUGGUUUACAGGGUAAACAUGCUGUUCAUGCUGAUGUCAUAUAUUAGGGGAGGGAGGGGUCCUGAGGAACGGGGAAGGCCUGUUGACUUCAGGCGUCCAUGCGGGGAGAGAUGAUUUGCCAGAUGGAUGGCACUGAAACCAGUGACACUUUCUCACUGUUUUUAUAUUAACCAUGUCUGUGUUUGUUGAAACCGUUUUUGGAUAUUAAGCACUUAGUUGUCAAUCUGUUCACAAUGGCAUUUUUAAGAAUCUGUGUUUCCUGGGGGAGGUGAAAAAUUGAUUUAAGAAUAGACACCUCAUCACGGAGAUAUCCUACCACACUUAUGGGUUUAAUUUUUGUCAUAAUGUUCUUUAGCGCUCCCACACUCAAAGCGACAAUCACAUUUCAGUGACGACUUAGCCGCUUCGAGCAGGUGCACAUCAACCUUAAAGCUGCUUACAGACAAACUCCACAGCAGCACUUGGAGUUUACUCACAUUAAAGUGGUGAAAAAAAAGCCAUCUUUCUAUAACCCUCGGUCCAAAGCGACGUCGGCUUCAGCUAGCUCGCUAGAAUCCCGUCUAGGAACCGUUUGUGACGGUCUGACUUUAACCUUUUACUGCCUCGGGAAGGAGCUAAGACCUGACUCCUCAAUCAGGCAGAUUUUUGUACAUUAUGAGAUAGUCCUAGUGUUAAGUGCCAUUUAUCUUACAUAUACAGAACUGAAUUUAUCAAUUGACGCACAACCUUUUCUUUUUUUCUUCAAGCCCCCCAUGAAGGGGGAAAACUAUCCACGCAGGGAAAUCUGAAACAAGCAAACAAAACGUCCUUUUUUAACAAGUUUUACAUGUGCUUUUUGUCAUUCGAUCAUCAAAUCAAUCACAGAUUAUUAGAUUUUAAAACUUUAACUGUUUAGAUAUAUUAUUAAAACAAACUAAUACUGCGAACCAGGGCCUGCAUCUCAUGUUAUCUCCACUCACACAUUUGACAUACUUCCUAAUCACACUUCACGUUUUCUUCUGGUUAGAUGAUGUUAAGGGGAAGAUAUUCAUUCUGUUAAGUUUCUGAAUCAUUUGGGCACUUGUUAAAUUUUUUCUGCCGUGUUUAAAACAUCCCUCUCUAUUUUAAUGUUGCGGAUUAGCAUUUGACUUUGUGCAACCGGGGUUCCUACCUCUGAUUGACAAGUCUGACACAAUGUUUGUGAACAUUUUUUACAAAGGCUAACCUCUCCUAUCUGUAGUUCAUUUUGUCAUCACACAAACAUGACUGUUAUAUGACUACCUCCUCUCCCUCUUACAUCAUACCUGUCCUAUGGUCAAUCAUAAAGCAUGCCACAUCUGCAGAAAAUGGUUUUAGGUCUGAAUUUUAUCCCCCUAUAGACGGUUUGUUAUUUCAUCCAGUUAGGGAAAAGUACAGCCAGGUUUGUCCAUUGAUCUCUCUUAGUGUUUAAUAAUCCAUGAUCAUAUUGAAGAAUGUGACAGUUAAACAAACUAAGCCAUAUCCAGCUGCUCCCUAAACCGAUGACAGACGAGUACAUUGUUUUAACAGUACACUGAUACGAUUUUAACAUGCAUCAUUUUGUUGUUGUGCAUACAGCUUGUUUUGAUUUCUGUCAUGUCACAAAUCAAAAACAGUCAUUCAAUACGUAAACUUUGAUUUCUGAAGUGUUCCCUGGACUGUCCAAACAUGGGCGGGGGUGGGGGGUGGGGUGGGAUUGACAUAAACGGUAAACAUUGUUCAACCAUUUUUGUGCAUAAUGAUUUUUUUUUUUAUUGUAACCCACUGUAUAAUAGCAAGGAUUGUAUAUAAAACUGAAGAGAUGUAAAUAUUUAUGUGGCUUGCUUUAAGGUUGGUAUUACGAUUUAAAAAAAAAAAAAGAAAGAAAAAGAAAUAUUCACAUGGUUUAAUUCUACAUGCCCACCAGCAAGCUUUGUGGAUAGCAGUGUAAAAAUGAAAACAAAAAAAGACACUGCCUUAAUGUUUAAAUAAAAAGCUUAUUGCCAUU
Molecule: messenger RNA, 10517 nt
Organism: Labrus mixtus (cuckoo wrasse)
Lineage: Eukaryota; Metazoa; Chordata; Actinopteri; Labriformes; Labridae
Gene: ncor2
Product: nuclear receptor corepressor 2
Exons: 48
Coding region: 308-7702 (2464 amino acids)
Biological process (GO): negative regulation of transcription by RNA polymerase II
Molecular function (GO): transcription corepressor activity
Source: RefSeq, a predicted model, not a curated record